This is a messenger RNA of Brenthis ino (lesser marbled fritillary), 1512 nucleotides long. NCBI's taxonomy places the organism in Eukaryota, Metazoa, Arthropoda, Insecta, Lepidoptera, Nymphalidae. The record is from the annotation of a GenBank genome assembly.
AUGUUAAGGUGCUGGAUAGACGGAGUGGAUACAAAUGAAGCGGCGGCAGCUUGGAACUCAUCAGAAAUAUUAGAAUCUAUACCCCUGACACCAUCUGGCGUUCUUGAUAGCUGUCACAUGUAUAAUGAGGACAAUGUAUCUAUCACUUGCAACAGAUGGGUUUUCGACACCCGGUACAGGACUUCAUCCCGCGCAAUCGAAUGGAAUCUAGUUUGCGAUCAACGAUGGAAGGGCGCUGUAGCUCAAACUGUGUUCAUGUUGGGAGUAUUUACUGGCGCGGUAUUUUUGGGAGGUUUAGCGGAUAAGAUAGGUAGAAAGACAGUUUUCUGCUGGUCAGGCGUAUUACAAUUAAUUUUGGGAGUGGUUGUUUCAUUUAUCCCUGAGUACUGGUCUUUUUUGGUUGGUAUGUUCUUUUAUGCAAUUUUUGGAUCCGCUGGUGCGUAUAUUCCCGCAUUUGUAUUAACAAUGGAAAUUGUUGGCGCAAAAAAGAGAACUGCAUGCGGUGUCGCAUUUCAAUGUGCAUUUGCCCUUGGUAUAAUGUUAGUUGCUGGUUGGGGAGCAAUUAUUGAUAAUAGGUUAAUUUUACAAGUUGUCUAUGGAUUACAUGGUCUUCUUCUUAUACCACAUAUUUGGAUUAUGGACGAGUCACCACGUUGGCUAUGGGCGCAAGGCAGACCCAAAGAAGCGGUCGAUAUUGUUCAAAAAGCUUUAAAUUUCAAUAGAUCAGAUGAAGUUUUGGAUAGAGCACAGCUAGUCUCAAAAGGAAAAGUGGAAUUGUCCAAAGUAAGGGAUGAACCAUCUGCUAGCACAUUAGAUCUGUUUAGAACACCUAAUCUACGAAACAAAACAUUGAAUGUUUGUUUGUGCUGGUUUGCUAACUCAUUGGUAUAUUAUGGGCUCACUCUUAGUAGCGGUAAGCUGGAAGGCAAUCCGUACCUAAUAACAGCGGUUUUUGGCUUAGUAGAGUUCCCGAGUUACGCUGCUGUAAUAUAUUUCCUCGACAUUUGGGGACGCAGAUUGCUUAUUAGUUCAAUGAUGGUAAUUGGUGGUUCGGCGUGUAUAAUUGCGGCAUUUGUUCCUACAGGCACUGUCGUGUCGACUGUCAUUGUCGUAGCAGGCAAGCUUUUUAUAGCCGGAUCUUUCGCAAUAGUAUAUAACUAUUCUGCAGAAUUAUUUCCUACCGUAGUCCGUAAUUCAGCUAUAGGUUUAGGCUCGAUGUGCGCAAGAUUAUCGGGAGCCACGACUCCUUUAAUUACUUUACUGGAUUCCUUUGAUCCUAAGAUCCCUGCAGUAAUUUUUGGUCUCGUAGCUCUUGUAUCAGGAUUUUUAUGCUGUUUUUUGCCAGAAACAAUGAAUCAACCGAUGCCACAGUCUUUGGCGGACGGAGAAAACUUUGGUAAAGGUGACACGUGUUUCAGUUGUUUGGGAAAAAGUGAUGACAAUGACACAUACACUGUAGAUGAUAAAGCAGCAGAAUCAAUGGUCCCUUUAGAGGAUAUUAAUAAAAAAGUA